GUCUGCCUGCCUGCUAUAGGUAGUCCUUCUUUAAUCCUGCUGCCUCGCGAGCCAAUUCUUCCAUAAAACCCCCAGCCUGUAGCCUGCAUUCUCUUGCCUUUUUUUACUUGUGCGUCUUUCUUUCUAUAUCCAUUCAUUGUACUGCCUGCUGCUUGAUUCCCCUCCCCCCGCGAUGCCCCCCACAGCUACCUGGCAGACCAAACUCAAGGUCCAGCUGAAGCUGGCCAUUGCGCGCCUGCGCAUGGUGCAGCAGCGCGAUGAGCAGCUUGGAAAGACGGCCCGCCGGGCAAUGGCGCAGCUCCUCGAGGCCGGCAAAGUCGACUCAGCAACGAUCCGCGUCGAGAACAUCAUCCGCUCCGACAUCACUAGCGAGCUGCACGAGCUGCUGGAGCUCUACUGCGAGCUGUUGCUUGCGCGCGCGGGGCUUCUCGAGGGCCCGGUAUGCGACCCGGGGCUGGAGGAGGCUGUCCAGAGCAUCCUGUACGCGGCGCCCAAGACGGAGAUUAAGGAGCUGAUGACGGUGCGGACGCUGCUGGCGGAAAAGUACGGCAAGGAGUUUGUGCUGGCGGCCAUGGAGAACACAGACGGCAAGGUCAACGACAAGGUGGUCAAGAAGCUGAGCGUAGAGGCGCCGCGGCGAGAGCUGGUGACGGGGUAUCUGGAGGAGAUUGCCAAGGCAUACGGCGUGGAUUGGCCGAAAAGGCAAGUUUCCUCGCCACUUCCACCAGAUCUGCUGGAUGAGGACCUUGAAGGCAAGGGAGAUGGCGAUGGCGAUGGCGAUGGCGAUGGGACCGGAGGUGGUGGACAGGCUCAGAGGAACGAUUUAGGCAAGCCCCUCACCGAGGCGCAGAGGAAGCUCUCCUUGGGCGAGGAGCAGAUGAAUCGAGCCACGCCGCCGAGCGCCAAGCUGGGCGAGCCCAAGAGCCCGCUGAUGGUGACGCCGCCGCGGAUGACGACGGACAAUGUCCAUCCCAAGGUGAUGAUGGGAUCUGUGGAGCUCAAGAGCAAGAGGGACGAGGUGCCGGUGGCGAGGAAGAAGUCUGAGCCGGAGGGGUCAGUGCCGGACAUUGGAGACUUGGAGAGACGGUUUGCGGCGUUGAAGAAGAGGUGAGGCGCAAAUGUCAUGAUAUGAUAAUGGAGCAGAUGGGACAGAUGGAGACAUAUGGAAUACCUACCGAUAACUGCGAGAGCGAGCGAUGCAAACUAAUUCAGAGCAAGGCAAGGCAAGGCAAGGCAGAGCAGAGUAGAGCAGAGCAGAGCUGAGCAGAUCAGAGCGGUACAAGGCACAUGCUGUGGUGGCUACCUGUUUGGUGUUGUGCAGGCUGGGCGCAUCCUGUUGGUGUGCUGUACCUAUACAUGUAUAUAGCUACUUAGUAUAACCAGGUAUUAUGCCGUCUGGUCAUCUCCAGCCGCCGUGC
Messenger RNA from Trichoderma atroviride IMI 206040, 1418 nucleotides. RefSeq lists its product as uncharacterized. Gene Ontology annotation, biological process: protein transport. The record is from RefSeq and is a predicted model, not a curated record. NCBI's taxonomy places the organism in Eukaryota, Fungi, Ascomycota, Sordariomycetes, Hypocreales, Hypocreaceae.